This is a messenger RNA of Pyrenophora tritici-repentis Pt-1C-BFP, 1392 nucleotides long. The record is from RefSeq and is a predicted model, not a curated record. NCBI's taxonomy places the organism in Eukaryota, Fungi, Ascomycota, Dothideomycetes, Pleosporales, Pleosporaceae.
AUGUCCAGCAUGGAGACGAUACAGCAAAAUACGAAAGCGCGAGUUCUCACCGUCAUGGCAACACGGGCCGAAGAUCAAGAUCUCGUCGCAUCAACAGCACACAAGCAUGGUGUCAAGUCCUCUGACCCAGCAAAGUGGUCGAAAGAAGAGCGUAUCGUCCCAUGCUUUGGUUGGCAUCCAUGGUUCUCAUCUCAAAUGUACCUUACAGAAGAAGAGGAAGAAGGUGCAGAAACCAAAUACCACAAACCCCUCACAGGCGAAGCAAAGAUCGCACACUACCGAUCCGUCCUACAACCAAGCCGGGAAACCCCCAGCGGAGAAGACCGGCAAAAAUACCUCUCCCUACCCGACCCAAUAUCCUUCUCAGCCUUCCUAUCCCGCACACGAGAAAACCUGAAAAAGUACCCUUAUGCUCUAGUCGGCGAAAUUGGUCUUGACCGCGCAUUCAGAAUCCCGGAAGCCUGGACUGACCACCCGGAUCUCUGGUCUAAGCGGGACAAUGGCCUCACACCCGGUGGCCGGGAAGGCCGCCGCCUGACACCUUUUCGGACCACGCCUACGCACCAGAAGAAGAUUUUCAAGCUGCAACUUCAACUUGCGGCUGAGAUGGGGAGGGCUGUUAGUGUGCAUGGUGUGCAAGCUCAUGGGUUGGUGUUGGAAGUUUUGUCGGAUUUGUGGAGAGGGCAUGAGAAGGAGGUCCUUAGCAAGCGCGAGCAAAAGAAACGCAGACUUGAACAUCCCAAGGCUAAAGCCAAAGUCGAAGCUAAAGCCGCAGACGAUUCCAAAGACGAUUCCAAAGAAAAUGCCAAAAAAGACGUCAAAGACGACACCAAAGAUGCCAAGGACGACACCAAGGAAGAUAACAAAGAUACUGCCAAAGAUGACCCCAAGGACGACACCAACGACCAUAACACAGCCAAAACUACAAAGAAAAACCCACCCGCCACAACCCCACCAUACCCACCCCGCAUAUGCCUCCACUCCUACUCGGGAAACAUAUCAAACUUCAAACAAUACCUUAAUCCCUUCAUCCCCGCGCACAUCUUUGCAAGCUUCAGCACCGCCAUCAAUCUGUCUGAUGCAACGGACGAGGAGACGCCGGCAAGCUUUGUCGAACUCAUCAAGACUGUGCCCGACCACAUGUUGUUGGUGGAGAGCGAUUUGCAUACUGCGGGAGAGGAAAUGGAUAGACGGUUGGAGGAUAUGGUGAGGAGGAUUUGUAAGAUCAAAGGGUGGGGGUUGGAGAAGGGUGUGGAGAUCUUGGGGAGGAAUUGGAGGGUGUUUGCUUUUGGGGAGGGGGGAGCCGUUCUUACUACACGUUUCUCCGCGGUUAGGCUUCUCUUGAUCCAUCCGGUGAGCGACGUAACUGGCUAUGCACCACUCCCGCGCUAA